Manihot esculenta (cassava) is the source of this 1934-nucleotide messenger RNA. Its product is annotated as E3 ubiquitin-protein ligase WAV3. NCBI's taxonomy places the organism in Eukaryota, Viridiplantae, Streptophyta, Magnoliopsida, Malpighiales, Euphorbiaceae. The transcript is spliced from 4 exons. The coding region runs from base 112 to 1656 and encodes 514 amino acids. The record is from RefSeq and is a predicted model, not a curated record.
CAUGUUCUUUCGUCCUUCCUCAUAAAUGGAGGAGUUCUUGCAAGCCACGAGGUGUGUGUAAGGCAGUAGAAAAAACUUAAAGAGUCUGUGUGUAUCAGUUUUCUGGGCAAAAUGAGCUUCAACGAUGAUGAGAAGAUUGAUAUGGGUGCCCUUCAAGACUCAGGGACAAAACCAACACCUAUCAUAGCGGGAAGAGUACAGCUGAUCAGCAUAAACAAUAAUAUGGUACCGCUUGAAGAAAACAAACUCACGGUGAUGCUGGAGAUUACAGGGGGAGAUUCCAGCAACGACAGACUCGGAUUGGACCUUGUGGCAGUGUUAGAUGUCAGCGGAAGCAUGGCAGGAGAAAAGCUAGAGAAAGCCAAAACUGCCAUGCUAUUUGUGCUCAAGAAACUUAGUCCAAUUGAUCGUUUGUCGAUUGUUACAUUCGCCACGGAGGCUCAAAGGCUGUGCCCGCUGCGCCAGAUAACUGAAAAUUCUCAAAAGGAAAUUGAAAAUAUAAUCAAUGGUUUAACUCCCAUUGAUGCAACAAACGUCACUGCUGGUCUUCAAACUGCUUUGAAAGUGAUUAAUGACCGUAGCGUUAAAGCUGGGCGUACAGUUGGCAUCAUGCUUAUGUCCGAUGGUGAACAGAACCGAGGUGGUGACGCUGCUCAGGUUCCGCUCGGCAAUGUACCUGUGCACACAUUUGGUUUUGGAACCAAUCACGAACCGACGGUGUUGACGGCUAUAGCUCAUAAUGCAAUUGGAGGAACGUUUGCAGAAGUUCAUGACAUGGACAACCUGAGCAAGGCUUUUUCCCAGUGUUUGGCUGGACUUCUGACGCAAGUCGUUGAUGACCUCCAGCUGACAGUCACAGAGGUUUUUAAGGAAUCGACAAUACAGCAAGUAACUGCUGGAAGUUAUCCACAAUCCAAGGAUGAUGCUGCAGGCUCUGUAACUGUUACUUUUGGUGGUCUCUACGCUAAAGAGGUGCGCAAGGUCAUGGUGGAUCUUCUUCUCCCUUCUGUUCCUAAGGAGCGAGGAGCAGAUGUUCUCGAAAUUAAUUACUCAUAUAGGUUUCAUGACAAACCGUUUGAGGCCACUCCUGUGACCCUUGCAGUAAAGCGCAGUGGGAAAAUUGUAGAUCAACAAGAAAGGCCGGAGGUGAAAAAUGAGCAGACUCGUCUCUUCACUGCAAGUAUGAUAAAAGAAGCAAGAGUCAUGGCUGACAACAAGAAUCUUGAUGAUGCUCGAGAUAUGCUUGUUAAGGCCCAGAACGCAUUGGAGGAUGUAGAAGAUAAUCCAUUAAUCGAGAUGCUGAGAUCCGAACUGCUACAGCUCCUGAAAUUGAUGAAAACGCAAGAUAUCUACGAUAAGCAAGGGCGUCCUUUUGCACUUUCCUCUGAGAUUUCUCAUGCUCGCCAGCGUUUUGCUGCAAGAGGUGAUGGAGAAAGCCUGAGGAUGUUUUCAACUCCUCGAAUGGACAAGUACCUUGAACAAGCCAAGUCAUUUGACGAGGAUCCCAGCAAGCCACCGCCCACUGCGGAUGAAGAUGUGAAGGAAGAAAUCGUUGCCAAUCCACUUGCUCCCAUUGCUGGUGCUCUUAGCUUUUACAUUCAAUCUGCCAUUCAAUCUCUCCAAGCCAUUGAAAAAAUACUCAUUAGAGGCGUUUGAUUAAAUUAUUAUUUUUAGUGUUGUGUUUGCUUUUACAUAUUUCACGAAUAAGUUAGGCCACUGUAUGUCUUGCCUUAGGCAAACACAGUGGUGCUUCUUAUUUCUUGGUUGUCCUUCAGUUUGUGUUUUCUAUUUGCUUUUUCAAUAAGACCAUUGUGUCCAUUGCCUUGGGCAAAUCCAGUGGUGCUGAUAUUGUUUUUUUGGUGUAUGCAAGCUCGUAGGCUUUCACAUAAUCAAUCUUUGAGUGCUAAAUAAAUAAUGAUAAUUACUUAAUCGAA